AGGAAGUGAAUUUUUUUAUAUUCAUCGAGAAAAGAGAGUUGUCUCGAAAACAUGGAUUUUCAAAGCAUAAAUCCUUUAAACGUUCGCAUAAAUAUUAUUUCGGGUAAUUUGUUGCCCUUGUCAAAAAAUGAUUCGCGCUUUCCGGUAAUGUGGAAAAUGUACAGCAUCUUUGUAUGGCUGCUUGAAAUAAUCCAAGCAAUUGUAUUAAUUCCCGGGAUUAUUUUUGUGCCGCGAGAAAAGGCCUUGAAAGACGGUACAGUUACUUGCGUGGUAACCAUAGAGGUGUUCUUCAUGGUCAUGAGGAUUCAAGCACACAGAAAGCUGAUGAAUCAAUUGAUCCGAAGAUUAAACGACAUUUUAUGUGUUGCGGAUGAGACCAUGAAAAAUAUUGUAACAACCACUCUAAAGCCUAUGGGAGAUCCACUCAAAUUUUAUCUGCUAGUUGGCUGGUUGUCUGUUUUCAUAUGGUGCUGUUUACCAUUUCUAUUAAUCUCCGAGAAAGUUGCCUUUCUUUACGAGGAUUACAGGACACCAGCAAUCUUCUCCAAGCAACCUUUUUCGAUCGAUGUCUUCCUAGUAGGAAGCGUACUUUUGUUAUUGAGUAACGUGUAUAUUUUUUUAAAGAAAGUCGGGGUGGAUAUUUAUAUGAUACAUUUAGUGCUGCUGAUAACGGCGCAGUAUCGAUAUAUCUCUACAAAACUCGCGAUAAUAUUUCGAGAUGGAAAUCCGCAAAGUGAAUUCGACGACUCAUGCCAGGAAUAUCAGCUUAAGGAUCAGUGGGUAAGAAAAGAAAUGGAAGCACUAUGUCGACAUCAUAGCUCUGUUAUUCACUUAUCUUCUAUGCUUAAAAAAUUACUAUCUUUAAACUUUAGUAUGAUUUAUGUGAACAGUGUCUUACGAUUUUGUUUCAUUGGUAUUAUGUUGAGUACAAUAUCAUCAACAAAUUUCUUGGAAGGUUCUUCGAUCGUUAUGUUUGCAAGUGGUUCAAUAGUUCAAUUCUACAUGUUGUGUUUUUGCGUCCAGCAAUUAAUGGAUGCGAGCAGAAAAGUGACGGAUGAAGCAUUUCACGAAAAAUGGUAUCAGUUUGGACCAUCUGUAAAACGUACAUUCAUGUUGAUAAUAUUAGGCAAUAAUUUAGGAUGUAAACUUUCAAUGUGCGAUAAGUUUAAUCUAUCUUUACCCUCAUUUAUGACGAUUUUAAAUCAAUCUUAUUCGAUUGCUCUUCUGUUCUUAAGGGUGAAGUGAGCAAUAACGAAGGACAUAUUUUGUAGA
This is a messenger RNA of Camponotus floridanus (Florida carpenter ant), 1272 nucleotides long. RefSeq lists its product as uncharacterized. Bases 52 to 1245 code for a protein of 397 amino acids. Gene Ontology annotation, cellular component: plasma membrane. The record is from RefSeq and is a predicted model, not a curated record. Gene Ontology annotation, molecular function: olfactory receptor activity; odorant binding. The transcript is spliced from 5 exons. Gene Ontology annotation, biological process: detection of chemical stimulus involved in sensory perception of smell; sensory perception of smell. Lineage: Eukaryota; Metazoa; Arthropoda; Insecta; Hymenoptera; Formicidae.